This is a messenger RNA of Diospyros lotus (date-plum), 2304 nucleotides long. Its product is annotated as protein HOTHEAD-like. Bases 332 to 2023 code for a protein of 563 amino acids. Gene Ontology annotation, molecular function: flavin adenine dinucleotide binding; oxidoreductase activity, acting on CH-OH group of donors. The record is from RefSeq and is a predicted model, not a curated record. Lineage: Eukaryota; Viridiplantae; Streptophyta; Magnoliopsida; Ericales; Ebenaceae. The transcript is spliced from 6 exons.
AGGAACAGCAGAUUAAAUGAAGCCACCAACAGCUAGCGUAGCGUAGUAGUAGUCAAUGGGAACGCUAUAUAUAUAUAUAUAUAGUCUUCAUCGUGCAUCGACUACUGCUUCCUUCCUUCCUGGCGGAGACAAAUUAAGACAGAGGGAGAGUAAAUGAGAGGAGCUAGCUAGCUUGGGCUUGAAACUGCCGGCCAUUAACUCUUUUGACUUUUACAGGUAGGAAGAAGCGGUUUCAGUGGUUGUUUUUUGCCGCCGAUACCGCUCGUGCCCUUCGGGCGUCUUAAAAACCCUAGUAAAUUGAUUUCAGCUUUUAAUUUGAUCGAGUUUGGAUAUGGCUUCGUCAGGCUGGCUUCGAAUCAGCUGCGUCUCCGCUGCUCUCCUCGGCGUUCUACUCUUCCAUGGCUCUUGUUUCUCCGAGAAAGCUCCAUAUUCCUCAUUUGCCCACGAUGCGACGGCGGCUCCUCCGGUGGAGUACUACGACUACAUCAUUGUCGGAGGAGGAACCUCCGGCUGCGCACUGGCGGCAACUCUCUCCGAGGGUGCCAAAGUUCUCCUCCUGGAACGAGGCGAUUUGCCCUACGGCCAGCCCACCAUCAACAACAUUGCCACCUUCGCCGCCACCCUCGCAAACAACUCUCCCUCGUCGCCCUCCCAGUCCUUCGUCUCCACCGACGGCGUCAUCAACGCCCGCGCUCGGGUCCUGGGCGGAGGCUCCUGCCUGAAUGCCGGCUUCUACACUCGCGCCAGCACGGCCUACGUGAGCCGCGCCGGCUGGGACCAGAGGCUGGUGAACGAGUCGUAUCAGUGGGUGGAGGGGAAAGUGGUGUUCGAGCCGCCGAUGUUGGAGUGGCAAUCGGCGGUGAGAGACGGGUUGCUGGAGGCCGGCGUGCUUCCGUACAACGGGUUCACGUUCGAUCACAUUUAUGGGACGAAGGUCGGUGGGUCGACCUUUGAUCGGGAGGGUCACCGGCACACCGCCGCCGAUUUCCUGGAGUAUGCCGAUCCGAGAAAGAUUACUGUGUACUUGAAUGCUGUCGUCCACCAGAUCUUCUUCACGGUGAAAGGACAACCGAAGCCAAGAGCCUACGGCGUGGAAUUCAGAGAUGCGAAAGGAACAGUUCACAAAGCAUAUCUUAACAGGGGCUCAAAGAACGAAGUGAUAUUGUCUGCAGGAGCCCUAGGGAGCCCACAGCUGCUGAUGCUGAGUGGCGUUGGGCCCAAGGAGCACCUCAUGGCCCACGGAAUACAGACGAUAGUGGACCAGCCCAUGGUUGGCCAGGGGAUGUCCGAUAAUUCCAUGAACGCUCUGUACGUUCCCUCUCCCCGACCCGUUGAGAUCUCUCUCAUCCAAGUCGUGGGCAUUACCCGCUUCGGUAGCUUCGUUGAGGCUGCCAGUGGCUCCCAGUUCGGCUCUGUUUCGCCCCACUCCAUUCACGAGUAUUUCCAAACGUUGGCCAAUCAGACAGGCGAGGACGACGCCAUCUUUUCUUCGGGCGAAGCCAAUUCGUUGUCGUUGCAAGGCGGCCUGAUCCUGGAGAAAAUCCUAGGCCCCGAGUCCACUGGCCAUCUCCUCCUCCACACCACCGACCCAAACGACAAUCCCAUCGUCACCUUCAACUACUUCCAGGACCCUCGCGAUCUGCAAAGAUGCGUCCAGGGCAUGAAAACCAUCAUCAAGGUCAUCGAGUCCAAGUCUUUCUCCAAGUUUCGGUACCCCCUUGUCACGGUUCAGGCCCUCAUCGACAUGAUGCUGGCCCUGCCGGUGAACGUCCGCCCGCGUCAUGUCAGCGCAUCAUUCUCUCUAGAGCAGUUCUGUGUGGACACUGUGAUGACCAUUUGGCAUUACCACGGCGGGUGCCAGGUGAGUAAGGUUGUGGACCGCGAUUACAGAGUGAUGGGCGUGGAAGGGUUGAGGGUUGUUGAUGGAUCUACCUUCAUUCGCUCUCCGGGAACCAAUCCUCAGGCCACUGUUAUGAUGCUUGGAAGGUACAUGGGCCAAAAGAUCCUGCAGCAGAGGAAGUGAUGGUACUGUUCUAUUUUAGUAGAGAGAUAUGAUGAUGAAUUCAGCAUGUAGUGUUAUUUAUUUUAUGUAUUUGUUAAGACGGCUUUUUAGAAAUAAAAAAACUACAAAAAAGUGGGUUCUUAAUUUAAUGGAAAAUUGCACUUUUAGUGCGUUUUUAUUUAAGCCAAACUGUUCGAUCGGUUUUUGUGUUGCAAUUAAUUGCUACUAAUUAAAACCAUGCAUCUAUUUUCCUAUAUAUGCUAGGUAAAAUAAUUAAAUUCAUAUGUAUCCCCAAUCUAAUA